AAUUGAUUCUCGCGACGGAGUCCUCUGUUUACGAAAUCGGACGGACAAUCGAGUACGUUCGAUUUUUCAGCUCAGUUGUUGUCGUUCCGCGGGCAAUCUCACUCACGAAUACACCGACGACGAUCGAAAAUUGUCAGUGCGAGCAUUAUUUUUACGCGUCGAUCUUUUUGUGUACGUAAUACGCGCGAAGAGGUAAAAAAAUGGAGAAUUUCUUGGAGGAUAUGAAGAAGUUCGUGGGGAAACUCAAGGAGCACGGUCGAGAGCAAAGCAAAAUGGCUUUGGUCGAUCGUCAGCAGAACGAGCAGGUCUGCAAGGAGAUGGACACGGUGCGCAAGCAGAUGGCCGAGAGCGGGUUCAAGAGCAGCGAGAUCUCGGUGAUCUGCCGCAACUUCGCCAAGACCAACAAUUUCCUGUACCGAUGUGCAGCCAUGCUCAAGCACGACUCCAAGUUUCACGCCUCGUGCUUCGAGUGGGCGGGCCACUGCCUCGCCUACGCCCAGCCCGGCUCUAUGGAGCACGUGCUGGGUCUUCAGACGCGCGCCAAGCUGCACUAUCACUGCGGCAACUGGGAGGAGUGCCGUCAGGACGCCGCCGACGCCCUAGACCUGAUGGACAGCGGCAACAUCUACGAUCAGAUGGGUACGACGAUGAAUACGCUGAGGCAGCUGCUGGUGCAGGUCGUGGGACGCUCCCUCGUGACUUAUAUUGGCAGCGCGAACAGAGAUCGGAGCACGAAUAUGUGGCACGUUCUGAAUCCCAGAUUCCUGAAGCCUCAGCUGAAGCGGCCCAAUGCGAACCAUCCGUGUCUGAGCGAUGGGGUCGAGCCGGCCUACAGCCCGGAGCGGGGUCGUCACCUCGUGGCCAAACGCGACAUCGAGGUGGGCGAGAUGAUCCUGGUCGAGGACCUGGCCUGCGGCGUUCUCACGCAAAAAGCCGUGCACACCAAGUGCGCCCACUGCCUGGCCCAGGCCUGGGUCGGACCUGCCUGCGACAAAUGCGUCAACGCCGUCUACUGCUCCAAGCAGUGCAAAACCGAGGCCUGGCGCGACUAUCACUACAUCGAGUGCGACCUCUUCCAAAUGAUGGACAGUGACAAGGAACGGGAACUCGCUGUGCCCGCCCUGAGGCUGCUCAUAAAGUCCAUCAGGAAAGAGGGACUGAAGCAAAUCAUCCAGAUCGCCGACACCAUCGAUCGGAAUAGAGAAUCGUUUCACAAGAAGCUUCCGAUGUCAUCCGAGUACGCAGAGACACCGGAAACCAAAUAUUGUUUUACCGAUUUCGGUUUGAUUUACGGUUUGCUGGAUCGAGCCAACUACGACGAAAAGUUCGAACGUUGUAUUAAAAAAAUUAGAGAUAGUAUGGACGUUGAACAAGAGAAGCGAUCGGAGGAUUACAUGGAGACCGAUGAAUUGCCAGAUCAACAGUACGACCUUCCCGUGGACGUUGAAAACGAGAAGCGAUCGGAGGAUCACAUGGGGACCGAUGAAUUGCCAGAUCAACAGUACGACCUUGUACUCAAGAACGUGCUGAGGAAAUGUAAGAGCAACGAUAUUGACAAGGACACUAUGAGGGCGAUUAGGAGGAUUUUCAAAAAGUUAAAGUUGAUUUUCCAUGUCAAUCAUAGUUAUUUCGGUUGGGUGCCCGAUAGAAAGUCUAUUAAGACAACUACUUUAGAUAUCAACAGUUUCGCUCUCUCUUAUUACUCCUCCUUGCUCAAUCACUCUUGCUUCCAUAAUUGUAUGAUGUCCAUCGGAAAAGGCGGGAAAUUGAUAGUCUACGCGCUCUAUCCGAUAAAACAAAACGAGCAGAUUACGAUAAGUUACAUGAGUAAGGUGACCUGGAAUAUGGAUGCGACUAUAAGGAAGCUCAACUUGGCCUUGCAGAAAAGUUUCUUCUGCCGCUGCCAGGGUUGCGUCGAAGGUUGGUCGAUCUCGGAUGGUCAGCUGAGUGGUCCCAUUAACUCUACCGUGUGCCCCCGAAUUCUCGCUCAGGCAGAGCUGGGCCUGUACGCGGAGAAUGGCAACACUUGGUACUUGACCAGGCAGCAAAUUGACGCUCUUAAAGACAUCAUCAAGGACUGCUUUGAAGAUCUGAAGGAAACCUCUCCAAUGAUAGCCCUCAAAUUAGCGGAUGUUUACAUAAGAUGCCUGAUUCAGGCUUACCACUUGAUGUACGGAGUCGAAUGCGCAGCACCGGAAGAGUGUCACUCUUUACCAAUUGUAGUUGUGCGUUAAUCGUUAUGCGAAUAUCAUUUUGUAAACUUUUAAAAACUUUAAUUUUAUUUACGUACACUCAGACCGCACCAGGUUAAGCUGGCUGUACUCAGACAAUAUCGUAAUGGGGCUGUAAUACCGGUUAUGAAAAAUUGGAUACAUUGCGACAAUACA
This is a messenger RNA of Trichogramma pretiosum, 2387 nucleotides long. RefSeq lists its product as uncharacterized. Lineage: Eukaryota; Metazoa; Arthropoda; Insecta; Hymenoptera; Trichogrammatidae. The transcript has 5 exons. Gene Ontology annotation, molecular function: protein binding. The record is from RefSeq and is a predicted model, not a curated record. Bases 201 to 2234 code for a protein of 677 amino acids.